CAGCGGGCGUGACGUGGCAGUACGCAGGCGCGAGCCCCGUCAGCAGGCGGACACCCGGAGCGUCUCGCGCUGAGAGAGUUUCCGUUAGCUGCGUGUGGAGUUCGGGUCUGUUCGGGUCGGUUCGGGUCGGUUCGGGUCUCGGCAUGGGGCUGACCAUCUCCUCUCUGUUCGGGCGGCUGUUCGGGAAGAAGCAGAUGAGAAUCCUGAUGGUGGGUCUGGACGCUGCAGGAAAAACCACAAUAUUGUACAAACUGAAACUUGGAGAAAUUGUGACUACGAUCCCAACUAUCGGGUUUAACGUGGAGACGGUGGAGUACAGGAACAUCUGCUUCACCGUGUGGGAUGUUGGUGGUCAGGAUAAAAUCCGUCCGCUGUGGAGACACUACUUCCAGAACACUCAGGGUCUGAUCUUCGUGGUGGACAGUAAUGACCGAGAGAGAGUGGCCGAGUCUGCUGAUGAGCUCUCCAAAAUGCUGCAGGAAGACGAGCUGAGGGACGCCGUGCUGCUGGUGUUCGCUAACAAACAGGAUCUGCCCAACGCCAUGCCGGUCAGCGAGCUCACAGAUAAACUGGGCCUGCAGAGUCUGCGCAGCCGAACGUGGUACGUUCAGGCCACGUGCGCUACACAGGGAACCGGGCUGUAUGAAGGACUGGACUGGUUAUCCAACGAGCUGUCCAAACGCUAGUGCUGUCCAUCACCUCACACACACACACACACCGAGAGAGAGAGAGAGAGAGAGAGAGAGCGAGAUGUGUUUGUGUGUGUUUUUGUGUGUGUGUGUGUGUGUGUGUGUGUGUGUGUACACAGGUGAUCUAUCUAUGAACUCUGUUCUGAGGAACCAGUGUGUGAUGGAUGGGACUAAAAGUGGGGGGAGGGGCUAGUCAAACCAAGCGCUACCACCACCAUGUUUCUAGUUUUUUCUCUUAUUCCCUGUACUCUGUUGUCACUUUUAGUUUUAUUGCAGUGAUCCGAUUUCUUAGUAACGAGACAUAACGGGCCGACGUCACUUGAUCCGCCUGGUUCAGUUCUGAUAAAAGGAACAAGCCACGCCCCCUUUUUGAUCAGCGCACUGAUUAUGUAAUAAAAAAGUAGCGAGACGUUUAUUUUAAGUUGCACCAGUUGAACUUCGUAGAUUUGCCGUGACACUCGAGUUUACGAGCUGUUAAAAUGUUCGUUUGCACCAAAGUAGAUUCUCACAAUUUCUCAUCUCGUUAAUUAAUUAAACUAGUUGGUUAAUUGGAUAACCAUAAGUAGCAGUUUGGAUUGUCUCCCUGUUCAUCUGUCUAAACUAAAUCUAAUCUAAUCUAAUCACAGCAGCACACUGCAGGCAUCAUGUUUAUUGAUUCAUUAACAAUUAACCAAUUAGUGUCAGUAAUUAACCGUUUAAUUCGAAUGUACAGAUUUCUACAGGAAGAAAUGCGUUCUUAGUUUUUAACAUCGAAUGAAAACGUUGUUUUCCGUUGAUUUAAAAUUAAAAAAAAACUCGUAGGAGAAUUGUGCUUAUAGGAAACAGCAGCCCCUCCUCCUUUGAUCACUCUGGGGGCGGGGCUAAUUUACAGGCUGCGUCACAUGUUGCGAAUCACGGUUUUGUAAACGAUGUGAAUGGUAAACAUUGUAAGACACUUUUAAAAAUGACAAACUGCACCUUUAACAACGUUUACACGCUGAAUUACAGUUUAACCUAAAGGAAAACUCCGCCCUAAAAAUUUGCAUAUUACAUUUAUAAUUAUAACGUGAUCUUCGACAGCGUCCAGGAUUUAUUUUGCAACAAAUUUUACUUAUUUUUAAGUUUAAAUUUCUUUCAUGGCCAUGCUGCUCUAUUUCUACUUACCACUGAUUUCCUACAUUACCCACAAUGCUGUGCUGAAAGAGAGCGAUGCAGCGGCGCUUUAGUCUCUCAGUCUCUCUGUACACUCUGCUCAAACACAUCAGCUUCCAAAGCUUCAACUUUCACACCAACACCACCGUCAGCACCAUCGCCAUCGCUCGUCAUCUCCUCCAUCGCUAACGAGCCGAGUCGUGUAGCUGCAUUGCAUUCUGGGACUUUGAGUCCGGCGUUUAUUCCGUCUCCACUGCUUCUACACUCGAUGUCUCAGUAACAUGGCGCUGAAAAGUGAGCGAGUAAAGCUGCUUCGUGACAAAGGCUGUUGUUAAAAUCGCUAUAGAGAAAGUAGUUUUAUUUUUAGGAGCUGAUGGUGAAAGUGUGCUAGCUCCGCCCCCUGUGACAUCACAGCGACACACAGCCACUAACUUCACAGCAAUGACAACAAUCCAGCGCAGCAGGUUAUCACCAGAAUCGUGCAACACGUGGCAGGUGUGUGAGUAGAAAGAGACGUGACGUGUUUCAGGGUGGCGUUUCAGUUCAGCUGGUGCAGCGGGUUUCUGCUUCAGAGUUUACAGCAGUGUAAUAAAACUAAUCUACGAUUCCAGCUCCGUGUUUUAGAGCAACACCUCGUCUAAACCCCCGAGUUUUAUUUUAUAACUGGAGCCCUUAAGCGUCUGACGUCUACGUCCGCUUCGAAGGCCACCAGCACUUUUAGAUUAAACCUUUUUUUUCUUUUCCUUUGCACUCUUAACAUUCCAUCCUGAAUCGACUUCGUGUGAAUUUCAUUUCCUCAAACCAAAGUCCAAGUUCAAUGUGAAGCUUCCUGAGUGAUGAGCAGACGAGCUCGAGAGGAUCAUUCCUUCAUUUCUGUUGUACAGUUCUUCUCUCUCGCUCUCGAUCAUGUCCUUCGUGUCUCUGCUGCUGGUGUUAAUGUGAGUUCCUCGAGUGCUGCUGUUCACACUGGGGGUGUUAUUUGUGUCUGAGCUCCUCAGGUGAACGCAGCGUGGCCCUGUCAGGUGUGUUCCACACACACACUCCUUCAUUUUCAGUUAUCAGGUGAUGUCUGUGUACUUUCUGUAUCUACGGUCUUGUUAUUGAAACAAUCCUGAAGACUGCAGCAGCAUGCGCAUAGCGAAGCCUUACAGACGUGUGUCCCUUUCAUCAGGGUUUUUAAUAAAGCCGGUUAAUAAAAUAACUGCAGCUGUAGCUCCUGCUGAGGUUGUUUUGUGUGAUUUUCUUUUUUUUUAGUUUGUUUAAAAUAUUGCUUUCUAAAUCCUGCAGGUUUCAGUACUGCAGCACAAUCUGCUCUGAGCUUCUAUUAAAUCAAUCACUGAUUAGAAAAGG
Messenger RNA from Pangasianodon hypophthalmus (striped catfish), 3170 nucleotides. RefSeq names its product ADP-ribosylation factor 5. Lineage: Eukaryota; Metazoa; Chordata; Actinopteri; Siluriformes; Pangasiidae. The record is from RefSeq and is a predicted model, not a curated record. Gene Ontology annotation, molecular function: GTP binding; GTPase activity. The coding region runs from base 144 to 686 and encodes 180 amino acids. Gene Ontology annotation, cellular component: cytoplasm; plasma membrane. The transcript is spliced from 6 exons. Gene Ontology annotation, biological process: intracellular protein transport; vesicle-mediated transport.